Molecule: messenger RNA, 654 nt
Organism: Anastrepha obliqua
Lineage: Eukaryota; Metazoa; Arthropoda; Insecta; Diptera; Tephritidae
Product: jerky protein homolog-like
Exons: 1
Coding region: 1-654 (217 amino acids)
Cellular component (GO): nucleus
Molecular function (GO): DNA binding
Source: RefSeq, a predicted model, not a curated record
AUGACAGAGCAAAUCUUUAAAAAUUGGUUUGAAAACUCAUUCGUUAAAGAAGUAAAGCGUUACUUAAAGGAAAAGAAUUUACCAGCCAAAGCCAUUUUACUGCUAGACAAUGCAACUUGCCAUCCCCAAUCACUGUCGGAUGUCGAUAAGGACAUAUAUGUUAUGUUUUUGCCACCAAACUGCGCGGCUCUUAUACAGCCAAUGGACCAAAAUGCUAUCCGAAUUUUAAAGACAAACUAUCGGAAGAGUUUUUUGUCUCUACUUUUGUCCAGCCCAACGAGCAAUCUCCCGGAAUCUUUAAAAAACUUUACAUUAAAAGAUGUGGCUUUUUUAUCGUCUAAUGCUUGGAAAAAUGUGGAUGAACGCUUGCUCAGAAAAUGUUUUAACAAAAUUCUUUAUGACGAAGAAUGGGACUCAGAUAAUGAUUUGCCUCUUGCGAUGCUACGGCCCACCAGCAGCUCAUCUAAAAUAAUUGAUCUUCUUGUUGAAAUAUCCCCUGAUGCAUAUAAUGAUAACGAGAUUACUGAGUGGUUGAAUGACGACACUGAUUUCGAUAUCAACGAGAUUGAGGAAGAAGAUAACGAGAACAGCAGUCUUGACGAAAAUGAAAGUCAAGAUCCUAAAAUUUCACUCUCAAGCUAUUGUCGCAUUUGA